Molecule: messenger RNA, 902 nt
Organism: Tripterygium wilfordii
Lineage: Eukaryota; Viridiplantae; Streptophyta; Magnoliopsida; Celastrales; Celastraceae
Product: V-type proton ATPase subunit F-like
Exons: 5
Coding region: 153-545 (130 amino acids)
Biological process (GO): proton transmembrane transport
Cellular component (GO): proton-transporting V-type ATPase, V1 domain; membrane
Molecular function (GO): proton-transporting ATPase activity, rotational mechanism
Source: RefSeq, a predicted model, not a curated record
AGAAAAUAUAAUAAAUAAAAGAAAAUCAAUUUAAGCAAAACAGAAGGAGCGAAGUGAAUUGAUCUGUACCUCUUCUGAAUCGUUCAUUUCCUUCUCCGUAGCUCGCCAGCCCAGAUUUCACUGCGUUCUAGUAUCUGUAUAAUUCAUAUUCAAUGGCCGGGAGAGCUCAGAUUCCGCAGAAAAAAUCAGCUCUUGUUGCGAUGAUCGCAGAUGAGGACACAGUUGUAGGAUUUCUACUUGCAGGAGUGGGUGAUGUUGACUUGCGAAGAAAGACAAAUUACCUUAUUGUGGAAUCAAAAACUACUGUGAAACAAAUUGAAGAUGCAUUUAAAGAGUUCACAACAAGGGAAGAUAUUGCAGUAGUAAUGAUAAGCCAAUAUGUUGCUAAUAUGAUCAGAUUUUUAGUUGAUAGCUAUAACAAGUCAAUCCCAGCAAUCUUGGAGAUUCCUUCCAAGGACCAUCCCUAUGAUCCGACUCAAGAUUCAAUUCUGUCACGAGUGAAGUACCUCUUCUCUUCUGAAUCAGUCGCAUCUGGGAGGCGCUGAGUAUGGAUAUGGAUAUGCACAUAGUGCAUGCCAUUCUGAAAAGUUAAGCGUAGUUUAUAUUUUGUUUGGUUCUUUAUCUUUGUAUACUGCUAAUUGUGAAGAAGUUCAAGCCACUUCAUUCACUCCCGAAGUUGCUCUUUAUCUUUCUAUUAUUCACAGUCCCAGUCUGUGAUUGUAUAAUACUAUUAUGAGCUUUAUGUUUUUUGGAGAUACUUGGAUGAAUAAAACUCAUUGUUAUUCGGAGAACAAUGAGUGUGGUCAACAUUGAUUUGCUAGAAUCAGUUCAUGUCAUCUUGUUGAUCUACGUUUCAUAAACAUAAGGUUUAGCUUGGGAGCUAACCCAUGUUUGAAUUGAAA